Chrysochloris asiatica (Cape golden mole) is the source of this 606-nucleotide messenger RNA. Its product is annotated as diffuse panbronchiolitis critical region protein 1-like. NCBI's taxonomy places the organism in Eukaryota, Metazoa, Chordata, Mammalia, Afrosoricida, Chrysochloridae. Bases 1 to 606 code for a protein of 201 amino acids. The transcript is spliced from 3 exons. The record is from RefSeq and is a predicted model, not a curated record.
AUGGCCCAGACAGCCUAUUGCCUGCACUUCACCUCUACCUUCGGGGGCUGCCUCCUCAUCCUGCUGGCUUUGUGGGAGGCAGGUGCUACCACAGUACUUCAGAAAACUGGUGAAUCCACAACACCGGACCCUUUAUUUCUCCUUACUCCAGGUCUUAUUUAUAAUACUCACCUUGACCACACUUCACGUAGCCCUCCAGGCAACUACAAAUCUACAGAAACCCAUAAACUAAAAUAUCACUGCAACACCACAAACCAUCUCAAACCUAUUCAUGAACCUAUAGAAACCCCUCAAACUGCAGAGCAUAAAAACUCUAAAACUCAUUACAGAGUUCCUACCACUUCUGAACAAAAACUGAAGAACCAGGAAAAUGACUCAGUUAUCCGGAAUGGACGAUCUGUUGAUCACUCUGAUGCCACUAAAAAUAAUAACAGAUCUUCUGAUGCAAAAAACCCAGAUGCCUUCUAUUUGACUCGAACACACGUUCCAUGGACCCAGAACACUGAGAACAAAGACCCAGAAGAUGAUGGAGGACCUAAUUCUUACCCAGUCUACCUGAUGGAACAGCAGACUCUGGGCAAGGACCAGAUCCCUUCCUCACGAUGA